Passer domesticus (house sparrow) is the source of this 1412-nucleotide messenger RNA. RefSeq names its product mitochondrial calcium uniporter dominant negative subunit beta (gene MCUB). NCBI's taxonomy places the organism in Eukaryota, Metazoa, Chordata, Aves, Passeriformes, Passeridae. The record is from RefSeq and is a predicted model, not a curated record. Bases 205 to 1287 code for a protein of 360 amino acids. Gene Ontology annotation, molecular function: calcium channel inhibitor activity. The transcript has 9 exons. Gene Ontology annotation, cellular component: uniplex complex; mitochondrial inner membrane. Gene Ontology annotation, biological process: mitochondrial calcium ion homeostasis; calcium import into the mitochondrion.
AGCCCGGCCCAGCCCGGCCCCUCCGGCGGCGGGCGGGAAGGGGCCCCGGGCAGGCGCACACACCGCCCGGCCGCCGGCGGAGCCGCCCUCCCUGCGCUCCCCGGGCUCGCCCACGCCCAGCGCGGCAGCGGCGCUGCCCCGCCCGAGGCUCAGGCCGCAGGGGCCGGUGCCCGCCGGGGCAGGAGGAGGCGGAGGUGCCGGACCAUGCUGGCGGGGCUGGGCCGGGCGCUGCGCGGCGGCAGGCGGCAGCUCCCGGCGCUGCUGGGCAGGCGGGAUGGCUGCCCGCCGCCCUCGGCGCCUCAGCCUGCUCAGUGCUUCCAAUCUGAAAAGUUCUGUGGGAGAAAAGGAAGACUUGGCUGUAACUUUGAUAAACAUGUGGGGCUCUGGAGGCACACCGGAGGUUGGAGGGGCCGGGAAGGAGCGCCUUACAGCACGCUGGUGCCAUCUGAUGAAGUAACUAUUAAUUACAGACAUGGUCUUCCUGUGAUAACUCUUAUGCUGCCCACAAGAAGUGAACGCUGUCAGUUCACUGUCAAGCCAGUAGUGACCACUGUAGGAGCAUUCCUGCAGGAUGUGCAAAGAGAAGAUAAAGGAAUUGAGAGAGCUGAAGUCUUUGCAACAGAUGGUACCAAGGUCUCUGAUGCAACCUUAAUGGAGGUCUUACUGAUGAAUGACUUUAAGCUUGUUAUCAACAACACAGCAUACAGUGUGUCACCUCCUGUGAAAGAUAAGCUGAGUAGUGAGCAUGCUACUGAAAUGGAAGAUAUCAAAUCCUUGGUUCACAGACUGUUUGUGGCUCUACAUUUAGAAGAUCACCAGAUCAGGAAAGAGAGAGAAUUGCUACAGAAAUUGGACCAUCUGAAAGGAGAGCUACUUCCUCUUGAACAGAUGAAAGCCAGAAUCAUGGACAGUGCAGAUGCAAAAACCUCCAGGCUUUUAUGGGUUGGCCUAGCCCUGAUGUCCACUCAGGGGGGAGCGCUGGCAUGGCUCACGUGGUGGGUCUACUCGUGGGACAUCAUGGAGCCAGUCACGUACUUCAUCACCUAUGGGAGCGCCAUGGCUUUCUACGCCUACUUCGUUCUUACCAAGCAGGACUACAUUUAUCCUCAAGCUAAGGACAGGCAGUUCCUCCACUACUUCUACCGCAAAUCCAAAAAGCAGCGUUUCAAUGUGGAACGAUACAACAAGCUCAAAGACGACCUAGCAGAGGCAGAAGAAUCCCUAAGGCGUCUGCGCCAACCUCUGCACCUGAGGCUUCCCAUCCAGGAAAUCAACGACAAGGACUGACUUUGGUUUUGUGUAUAUUGGGGAUGCCCUUUCAAAACUGAUACGAACAUUUAGUUACUCCAUAGCACCUGGGUAUUUUUGACCACUGAAGUUUUAAAAGUUGCAAUAAAUAGCUUUAAAAAUUA